Messenger RNA from Prunus armeniaca (apricot), 942 nucleotides. The record is from the annotation of a GenBank genome assembly. Lineage: Eukaryota; Viridiplantae; Streptophyta; Magnoliopsida; Rosales; Rosaceae.
AUGGGCGUCAAUUCUAUAUCCUCGGAUACGAGCAGUGAUCUGAACGAGCAGAUCGAGCAACUUAUGCAGUGCAAGCCACUCUCGGAACCACAGGUGAGAGGGUUAUGUGAGAAAGCAAAGGAAAUUCUAAUGGGAGAAAGCAAUGUUCAGCCUGUGAAAAGCCCAGUGACAAUUUGUGGUGAUAUUCAUGGGCAGUUUCACGACCUGGCAGAGCUUUUUCGAAUUGGAGGGAAGUGUCCUGAUACCAAUUACUUGUUUAUGGGAGAUUAUGUGGACCGUGGUUAUUAUUCUGUUGAAACCGUGACGCUCUUAGUGGCCCUGAAAGUGCGUUAUCCUCAGCGUAUCACUAUUCUCAGAGGAAACCAUGAAAGUCGUCAGAUUACUCAGGUUUAUGGGUUUUACGAUGAAUGUCUUCGAAAGUAUGGCAAUGCCAAUGUUUGGAAGAUCUUCACUGACCUUUUUGACUACUUUCCACUGACAGCAUUGGUUGAGUCAGAAAUAUUUUGCCUGCAUGGUGGGUUGUCCCCUUCCAUUGAAAACCUUGAUAACAUAAGGAAUUUUGAUCGUGUUCAAGAGGUUCCACAUGAAGGGCCGAUGUGUGAUCUGUUAUGGUCUGACCCAGAUGACCGAUGUGGUUGGGGUAUUUCACCUCGUGGUGCGGGAUAUACUUUUGGUCAGGAUAUAUCUGAACAAUUUAAUCAUACAAACAGUUUAAAGUUGAUUGCAAGAGCUCAUCAGUUGGUUAUGGAUGGAUUCAACUGGGCUCAUGAACAAAAGGUGGUUACUAUAUUUAGUGCACCUAAUUAUUGCUAUCGCUGUGGGAACAUGGCUUCUGUUUUAGAAGUCGAUGACUGCAGGGGCCAUACCUUCAUCCAGUUUGAGCCAGCUCCUAGAAGAGGAGAGCCAGACGUUACCCGUAGAACACCUGAUUACUUUCUGUGA